GACAACCCCACUUCGGCUUAAACUGUUGAGCAGUGCGUGUCUUGUGAUGCUAUCGGCUCCGCGUCAUGUUAACACACCAGCUCAUAUUUAAUCACUGGUUUAUUGUUAAUUCACAACGGCGAUAACGCGGAGAUACAGAUUUGGUGGAUGCGUGUGAUGGUGAUGUGACAGUGGAGGCACCACCAUGGAUAGUUACGGGCCCAGGCCGCCACCCCUUCCAAGAAGGGUGCGAAACAUAUAUGCUGAGCCUUUUUCGCACGAACCGAGGCUGGCGCCGGGGCUGCAGCAGACGCAGCUCUCGCAGCAGCUGCCCGCCAGCAGCGCGACCCUGCAAGGGGGCCCCCAGCAGUCGCCGCUCGUGAUGCCGGUGUUCCCCCUGCGACCGGCCCAAUCGACGCAUCCUCCGCACUAUUCACCGUACUCCCCGUCCAGGUUCCACAUCGACAAGCGAUGCCAACACCGAUGCUCCUGGAAGUGUCUCAGCAUCGGCCUCAUCCUCUUGGCCGUGGCCCUCACCGCCAUGUUGGCGUACUUCGCAGCUGUGAGUUCGAUGAAGCCCAACAUGGACUCAUCAAACUGCAUCCUGGUGCAGGAUGUAAAGGACGUCACCCACGACCAGAUGACGCAGGGUUCCGUCUCGACGCAAAUGCCAACUGAAGAAUCCCUCCCAACAAGUACGGCUGAGCACUCCAGUGCUACAACCCAACACAGUUCGCUCCAGCCGCCCCAACAGCGCAGCCAACCCCAAACGCAGUACCCGCCACUGCCGCUGGAACAGCGGGAAUUCAACACUCUCCACACCGUAAUCAUACCCCCCUCACAAUUCUGGAAUUCCGAAUUCAGGAACAAACAGCCAGCGUUCAUUCGCUUCAAUUUCACCUUACCUUGGGGGGCGAACUUUGCGGUUUACGGCCGGAGAAACGUAGCCCCAAGUGUGACCCAGUACGACUUUGUCGAAUUUAUCAAAGGGGGGCGUCUGGACCACAGACUGAGGCGCAAACGGGCGACGGAAGAAGAAGAGUUGCAUCCACAGUUUAGGUUCGGGUACGAGAACAAGAACUUGCAACGGACGGACGUUUUGGAUAGCAUUUCGAGUUCGUACGAGGGCACUCGUAAAAUUCUGGCCGACUCGGAGCCAAAGGGGCCGUUCUACGUGCCUCACAACAUCAAGCUGAGUUAUGAGGACUUAUCGACGGAUUUGCCGCAUCCGACACUCGACCUGGGGUUGGGUAUUGACGAGCACGUGAUUGCGAAAAGAGAGGCCGAUAUGGAGCCCAUGCUGGUGAAUGUCAGCCUUCUCCAAUACUUGGACACGGGCCGCUGGUUCCUGUCGGUCUAUAACGACGAGCUGCAGCCGCACAGCGUAUCGCUGAUCAUUUCAGAGGCGGAAGGUGUGAGCACGACUUGUCCUAACGACUGUUCGGGACGCGGCUCCUGCUACCUGGGCAAGUGCGAUUGCAUCGACGGCUUUCAAGGGAUCGACUGCUCCAAGAGUGUAUGCCCCGUUCUGUGCUCGGGCCACGGCCAAUACGGCGGUGGCCUAUGCCACUGUGAAGAGGGUUGGAAAGGUGCCGAAUGCGACAUCCCCGAGAGCGACUGUCGCGUGGCCGACUGUUCCGGCCACGGCCAAUGCGUCCGAGGCUCCUGCCACUGCAAACCAGGCUGGAAGGGCGAAACCUGCGACGAACCCGACUGCGAAGACCCCACUUGCUCCGAGCACGGGGCUUGCGUCCACGGCCAGUGCUACUGCAAAGCCGGCUGGAAGGGCGCCAGAUGCAACGUCAUCGACGAGCAAGUGCACAAAUGCCUCCCCACGUGCUCCGACCACGGGGUCUACGACCUAGAGAGCGCCAAAUGUGUCUGCAACAGGCACUGGACAGGACCUGACUGCUCUCAGGCGCUUUGUAAUUUGGAUUGUGGGCCUCAUGGGCGGUGCGAUUCUGGGAAAUGUCGGUGCGAUGUGGGAUGGACGGGUUCUCGCUGCGAGCAAUUGCCGUGUGAUCCCAGAUGCCAGGAACAUGGGCAGUGCAGGAAUGGGACGUGCGUGUGCUCGCAAGGGUGGAAUGGACGGCACUGUACCCUUCCCGGUUGCGAGAACGGCUGUUCGGGCCACGGCCAGUGCACCCUCGAAGAAGGCCUCUACAAAUGCGUGUGCAUCAAGGGCUGGGCCGGCUCUGACUGCAGCAUUCCCCUGGAAAUGGAAUGCGACGACGACGUCGACAACGACCACGAUGGUAUGACGGACUGUUCGGACAGCGAAUGCUGCACGCACCCGUCAUGCUCCGACCACAUAAUGUGUCUCUCCAGCAACGACCCGGUGGAGGUGCUCCUCCGCAAGCAACCGCCUUCCGUGACGGCCUCCUUCUACCAGCGCGUCAAGUUCCUGAUCGAGGAGAACUCGGUGCAGUCGUACUCGCACAUGGACGAAUACACCGAGAGCGAGUUCUGGAAUUCCUUUACACCGCGCCGUGUAGCAGUAAUGAGAGGUCAAGUUGUUACACCUCAAGGACUUGGAAUUGUCGGGAUAAGAGUCUCGGUCGAUAGGGAAUCGAGGUUCGGAUUCACUUUAACCAGACAAGGGGGAUGGUUCGACGUGCUUGUGAACGGCGGCGGCGCAGUCACCCUCCAAUUCCAGCGUUCGCCAUUCAAACCUCUCACACGCACUGUCUUCGUACCAUGGAACCAAAUCGUGGUUCUACCCCCCGUCCAUAUGCAACUCAACGAAGAUUCCGACAUUUCCAACCUCCAGAACAGCUUCCUGAGUCGCAACCCCGCCAUCAACUUCCCGGGGGUUUCCCGCUCCUUGUUCACCCCCAACGGGGGACUACCCGCCACGUGUGAAGACCACGACCCGGAAGUGCUCAAGCCGGUUAUAACCGGGACUUGGAUGCCGGAAGCGGUCGGGGGAUUACCCGGACGGAGCGUUAUUUUCGCCGAAACGCAAAUCGUCCAAGAGUCAAUACCGAUUCCUGGCUCUGACUUACACCUGAUGUAUCAAAGUUCCCAAGCCACUGGCUACUUGAGUACUAUCUACAUGAGGCUAACUGGGCGCUUAAUCCCCAAAACUUUGACCCACGUCCAUGUGAGGGUCGAAGUGGAGGGUUCCCUCCACGUCAAGACUUACGAAGCAGAUCCGGACUUGUUGCACAUUUUCGCGUGGAAUAAACGCAAUGUUUACAAGCAGAAAGUGUACGGGAUUGCACAAGCCAAGGUUUCGAUCGGGUAUCAACACUCGAGUUGUCCCGAGCCGAUCUGGGAGACGCAAACGGCCGAUUUGAAAGGCUUCGAUGUGGAUAUUUCGGAUAUCGGGGGUUGGGGGUUGGACAUCCACCACCAUUACAACUUCCAUGAAGGGAUUUUGCAAAAGGGGGACGGCUCGACCUUACAUUUCAAACAGUACCCGAGGACUGUAAAUGUAGUCAUGGGCACUGGCCUCCAGAGGUCGCUUGAUUGUCCGGGUCAAUGCGGAGGACCGGCCAAAGACGCUAAAUUGUUAACACCAGGAUCGCUAGCUAGUGGUCCCGAUGGGAGUAUCUACGUCGGUGAUUUCAAUCUAGUCAGAAGGAUCACUCCCGAAGGAAAUGUCUACACUGUGCUUCAGCUAAGGGCUACGCAAGUCGCUUAUCAAUACUACCUGACCAUAUCACCCGCCGAUGGUCACUUGUAUGUCUCCGAUCCGGAGAAACACCAAAUUCUCAAAGUGUUGUCGUUGGAACCGGUCCAGGACCCGAGUAUCAACAGCGAACCGGUGGUUGGGAAUGGUGAAAGGUGUAUUCCAGGGGAUGAUAGUCAGUGUGGGGACGAAGGGCCGGCUAAAUACGCAAGACUUGCCCAUCCCAAAGGACUGGCAAUUGCCGCCGACAAAACCAUGUAUAUCGCCGAUGGGACGAACAUAAGAGCUGUGGAUCCUAAAGGGAUUAUCCACACACUGAUCGGCAAUCAUGGACACCACAACCACUGGAGCCCGAUACCUUGUCAUGGGGCUCUAGCCGCCAGUCAAGCGCAGCUGCAGUGGCCCACAGGCCUGGCCCUCAGCCCCCUUGACGGCUCCCUCCACUUUGUUGACGACCGCCUCGUCCUCAAACUCACCGCCGACAUGAAAAUCAAAGUCGUGGCCGGUGCCCCGUUACAUUGCCACCGUGAAGACAACACCACCAAGCCCCAAACUGACGAUGUCCUUGGAACAGUCCUCGCACUUGCUUUUUCACCCAACGGUGACUUCUACAUCGCCGAAUCCGACACUCGCAAAGUCAAUUACGUCCGCCUGAUCGACUCCUCGGGGAAAAUCACACACUUCGCUGGGAAAAUCCAAGACCGCAUUCGAAACAACUGUGAUUGUGCGGUUAAUGCAACCACAGUGAGUCCACGAGGGGGCGACCCGCCCCCAGCGUGCAUUUGUGGCAACACGGACGAAACGACCAGUAAUGCGGAGACGCUUUUAUCGUCAAAUGCCCGCUUCCAGGCCAUUUCGGCCUUGACGGUGUCACCAGGAGGCGUCCUCCAUGUGGCAGAUCAAGGCUCGCUACAUAUUCUGGCCUUGCAACAUUAUCUACCAACGCACGAUGAGAAUGGCGAGUUUAGAAUCCCCUACCCGGCAGCUGGGGAGAUUUAUGUUUUCAAUCGUUACGGCCAACAUGUCGCCACCAAAGAUUUGGCAAGCGAUAAAACACGAUACUCGUUCCUCUAUUCGAAAAACACGAGUUUUGGGAAAUUAUCAACGGUCACCGACAGUUCUGGGAAUAAAAUCCAGUUCUUGCGGGAUUACAGUAACGCGGUUAGUUCGAUAGAAAACACACAAGACCACAAAUCCGAACUCAAAAUUUCCGGAGUUGGGUAUUUGGUUAAAUUGUCGGAGAAAGGCCGCUCAGAGAUUGAGCUUGACUACGAUAUGAACUCUGGUCUUCUGACAAGUCGGUCAGGGGGUGGCGAAACCUUCGUCUAUCAAUACGACUGGAUUGGACGAGCCACCGGUGUGAUUCUAUCAAGUGGCGAAAGCCUCGAACUCACAUCAAAAAUAGCAGAAAACGAAGGUUUGGAAGUCACAGUUUCCAAACCCCCGACCCAGCUCACAGUCACCGGAAAAGCCAACAAAAAGGUCAUAAUGAUCGACAAUUCCGAAGUGACCGAAGCCGUGACCUUGACCAACUCCACCGUUUCGGUACUUUCGGCCUGGGGCGGGCGCAUGGAGAUCACCGCGGUGGCAAGACACCCCCUCUUGGAAGCGUCGCUUCCAGUGGAGGCCGAAAUGUUGCCAGUGUGGUCGGAGCAAAGCACGGUUUUCGGCGAAGACAUUCGGAACUUUAUGUCGACGAAGUUCAGUCUAGUUGGCGACGUGCGCAACCCGCAACAAACCCUAAACCGGGAGAUUUACGUCAACGGGACGAAAAUCCUAGGAAUUGAGUUUGAUCAGUUCACGAGUCGGGAGGUGUUCUACGACCAUGACAAACUGCCACUAUUGACAAUAACCUACGACCCGGCCGGGUUGCCCUUAGCUUACAUCCCCCACAAUGGGGCCGACACCCUCAACAUAUCAUACGACACGUUCAACCGAAUCGACGCCUGGAAGUGGGGGAACAGCGAGUUGAAGUACAGUUACGACAGGCAUGGGCUCCUGUCGGAGAUCACGAGCACGUUGGACGGGACGAAAAUGUUCACCUACAACGACUGGAACAUGCUGUCGAAGAUCACUCUAGCGAGUCAGAGGAGCUUCUCCUUGUCUUAUGAUGAUGACGGUGGCUUGCGCCACGUGGUGUUGCCAAGCGGGACCAGACAUUCUUUCAGCUUGCAACCCUCUUUGGGCUUCCUCCGGGUCACUUACACCCCCCCGGGGAGUCUCCGCGCGUAUUUGCAACACUUCUCCCACUCGGGGCAGCUCCUCCAGACGGUUUACCCCGGAGAAGGCGCCCGAGUGGUCUACCGCUACCACACCAAUGGCCGCCUCCGGGAGGUGGUCCACGGUGAUGGUAAAACCUUGUACCACUACUCCGAAACUUCCGGUUUACCAAGCCAAAUAUCACACGUUGAACCCGACCUAGAAUACCGCUGGGACUACCAAUACAUCGGCGGACUCCUAAUGGAAGAACGCAUCGACUUUGGUGCCAAAACCGGUCUCAGUAACGCGAAAUUUACCUACGACUAUGACAAUAAUUACCGACUUAUCGGGGCACAGGGCCGUAUCGGGGGCCAAAACCUCCCACAGUACAGUCUCGCCUACAACCUCAAAACCGGCGCUUUGGAAAUGAUCGGAGCUUUCAAAAUAAAUAAACCGAAAAGUAACGAGACGCAAGUCUACGACGGCACGGCGCUGUUUUCCCGAAGUGUCAAUUCACGCUUUCUGGAAACGCAAGUGGCGUUGACUAUCCAUGGCAUGGAGGUGUUCAGGAUGGAGUUUAACCAUGAUAUGCACGGGAGGAUUUCGCAAACACGGACGUACACUAGGAAUGUGGGAGUUAAUCCCUAUACCAACAUCAAGAAUUAUACGUGGGAUUGUGAUGGGCAGCUUUUGGGAGUGGAGGCGCAGGAGCCGUGGGGGUUCAGAUAUGAUGAUAAUGGGAACAUGUUGUCGCUGACUUAUAGGGGGAAUACCAUACCCAUGGAGUAUAACCCGAUGGAUAGGAUUAUUAAGUUUGGGGAAGGACAGUACAAGUAUGAUAGUCGGGGACUGGUUGUGCAGAAUGCAAGGGAGGAGAAGUUUCACUACAAUGCUAAAGGGUUACUGGUUAGGGCCACUAAAAGGGGGCGCUUUGAUGUGAGAUACUUCUACGAUCAUCUUGACAGAUUAUCAGCUCGUAAAGACAACUACGGCAACGUCACCCAAUUCUUCUACAAUAACGAAUACCGCCCUCGUGAAGUGAGCCAAAUCUAUUCACCCCGAGAUGGCAAACUCAUGUCACUCGUUUACGACGACAGAGGCCACCUAAUUUACGCCCAAGUCUACAGACACAAAUAUUACGUCGCUACAGAUCAAUGUGGUACCCCUGUCAUGAUUUUCAACCAGUAUGGCGAAGGGAUCAGAGAGAUAAUGCGGUCACCUUACGGACACAUUGUUUACGACUCCAACCCGUACUUGUACCUACCGGUGGACUUUUGCGGCGGCUUAUUAGACCAAGUGACCUCAUUGGUCCACAUGCCCAAUGGGAAGGUUUACGAUCCGCUGAUUGGACAGUGGAUGUCGCCUCUCUGGGAGGACGUCCUCGAAAGAGUCGCAACACCCACGCAGCUGCACCUGUAUCGGUUCAAUGGGAACGACCCCAUCAACAUGGGCGUGAAGCGCGACAGACCGACGGAUCACUUGGACUGGCUGGAAAAACUGGGCUUCAACUUGCAAAACCUGGCCCCUCAGCUCUUCCCCGACUCUCUUCCCGGCGGCCGAAUGCCGCCCCUCCUCACCCACCCGGCCACCUUCUGGAAUCCGUCCAAAGAAACCCUCAGCAGCCAAUUAACACUGCACGCGUCCUCCACCGACAUCCAGUCCGGUUUCCUCGCACACCUCAACACCCGCAAAAUGACCACAGCCAAAGACCUCUCCGCGCCGUCGAAAUCCGCGCUCAAGACCGACGUUAUGGACCUAGUGCCCAAAAAAAUCGGAGCCGCUUCGGACCCGCCGUUCGGGCGCGGCAUCCUGGUGUCGAAGUCCAGUCAAGACCAGGCGAUCGUUUCCAGCGUUCCGGCUGCUAAUGCCAUCUACCGGGACGUCUACACUUCGGUCUUCAACCGGUCGUUCCUGCUUCCGUUCACUUUCGUAGUACACAGUGCCCAGCAAGACGCCUUUUACUUUGUCAAGGAGGAGACGUGGAAGGCGAACGAUGAUAAAGGGCAGUUGAAGCGGUUGCAAGGGCAAGUCAAUACGACUUUUCACGAAAUCGCCAAGGAGAAUGGCAGUGGGAAUAAUUACUUCGAUGUGAAGAUACAUGGGGCUAAUGCUGUGGUGAACCUGAGGUAUGGGACGACAGUGGAGAAGGAAAAGCAGCGAUUGUUACACCAUGCCAAGUUGUCGGCUAUACGUAAAGCCUGGCACAAGGAGAAGGAAGCGCUGAAGAGUGGGUUUUCCGGCACCGUUGAGUGGACGUCUGGCGAAGUUGAGGAGUUGCUGAAGUUGGGCUACGUCUCGAAUUACGAAGGUGAUUACAUCCAUGACGUGCUAAUGUACCCCGAGCUGGCCGAAGACCCGUACAAUGUCAAAUUCACGAAGAAACAGAACGAAUCAAAGAAACGACGGAGGAAAAGGGAGAUGAAGUGCCAGGAGCGUUGGUGGUUUUCGUGGAGCGAUUUAUGCUAGUGACUAAGUGAAACAAUAUUCAAUUAACUAAGUGUGAUGUACCAAGCUUACAUGAAUAAUGUGAGACAUUUUAUACCAAUACCAAAGUCUAUUUGUGUAUGUACUUCAAAGAUGCCAAAAUGUAUAUUAUUUAUUUACGAUAUGUUACCUAUAUGUAUGUGAUUUAAGCGUCGGUGCGUGUCGAUCAGCCGAUUUUUUUUACCUACUUUUUGAGAUAUUGACUGACUUGCGGUCGAGUCGCAUCGAUCUUGUAAAUAUUCGCAACUAAUAGAUAUUUUAAAUGAGAAAAACAAAUUACGUGAAACGGAACAGCAUAGAACAAAAGCGGUAUUAUAAUACAAUUAGAGCUUUAAUAGCCCGAUUCGAACGAUGAGCCAUUAGCCAGAGGUAUCAGAAACUGUAAAUAUAGUCCAGUUAUUACCUUUUUAAUAAUUUUAAAAUUAAAUGAACGAAUUUAUCUUAGAUAGGCAAAGAAAAAUGAAAAAAUCAUUGAUAUGUAUGUUGUGUUGCUUUACUUAAUAAUUAUAAGAUAUCAUUGUGACUGAUCUAUGUUCAUGAUAGUAAAGCAAAACCUUAUCCGCUAUGUACCUUGCAGUCUUCUCACCAUACGUCACCGAAAUCGAAUUUUGUUACCAGACGAGGAAUAUGAGAAUAUAUAUUUUUACUCCGCCUGCCAGUGUAGUAUAUUUUGUGUGCUGUUGUUAUUAUUGGAUAUAUUUCAACACAAAAUGUACUAAUUUAAUGUCGAUAUAUGUUGUCAGACUGUCAUUCGCUGGGAUAUCAUUGUGUUAAAACCGAUGCUGUUCAUUAUACACUCGAUUUGUAUUCUGGUAUUUAUUUGUACAGUUGCUUUAUUUGUCCAUCGCUAAAUCGAUUAUAUUUUCAUUUAAUGGAAUCAUCUAAGUAUUAUAAAUGUUUUUGAAAUAAAGAAAUUGUUUUUUA
Messenger RNA from Tribolium castaneum (red flour beetle), 9220 nucleotides. RefSeq names its product Tenascin accessory (gene Ten-a). Gene Ontology annotation, biological process: motor neuron axon guidance. Lineage: Eukaryota; Metazoa; Arthropoda; Insecta; Coleoptera; Tenebrionidae. Bases 185 to 8278 code for a protein of 2697 amino acids. The record is from RefSeq and is a predicted model, not a curated record. The transcript is spliced from 17 exons.